Molecule: messenger RNA, 1234 nt
Organism: Odobenus rosmarus divergens (Pacific walrus)
Lineage: Eukaryota; Metazoa; Chordata; Mammalia; Carnivora; Odobenidae
Gene: EIF4E
Product: eukaryotic translation initiation factor 4E
Exons: 7
Coding region: 12-665 (217 amino acids)
Biological process (GO): translational initiation
Cellular component (GO): cytoplasm; eukaryotic translation initiation factor 4F complex
Molecular function (GO): RNA 7-methylguanosine cap binding; translation initiation factor activity
Source: RefSeq, a predicted model, not a curated record
AUCGAUCUAAGAUGGCGACUGUGGAACCGGAAACCACCCCUACUCCUAAUCCCCCGCCUACAGAAGAAGAGAAAACAGAAUCUAAUCAGGAGGUUGCUAACCCAGAACACUAUAUUAAACAUCCUUUACAGAACAGAUGGGCACUCUGGUUUUUUAAAAAUGAUAAAAGCAAAACUUGGCAAGCAAACCUUCGGCUGAUCUCUAAGUUUGAUACUGUUGAAGACUUUUGGGCUCUGUACAACCACAUCCAGUUGUCUAGUAAUUUAAUGCCAGGCUGUGACUACUCACUUUUUAAGGAUGGUAUUGAGCCUAUGUGGGAAGAUGAGAAAAACAAACGAGGAGGACGAUGGCUAAUUACAUUGAACAAGCAGCAGAGACGAAGUGACCUGGAUCGCUUUUGGCUAGAGACACUGCUGUGCCUUAUUGGAGAAUCUUUUGAUGACUACAGUGAUGAUGUAUGUGGAGCUGUUGUUAAUGUUAGAACUAAAGGUGAUAAGAUAGCAAUAUGGACUACUGAAUGUGAAAACAGAGAGGCUGUUACACAUAUAGGGAGGGUAUACAAGGAAAGGUUAGGACUUCCUCCAAAGAUAGUGAUUGGUUAUCAGUCCCAUGCAGACACAGCUACUAAGAGCGGCUCCACCACUAAAAAUAGGUUUGUUGUUUAAGAAGACACCUUCUGAGUAUUCUCAUAGGAGACUGCGUCAAGCAAUCGAGAUUUGGGAGCUGAACCAAAGCCUCUUCAAAAGCAGAGUGGACUGCAUUUAAAUUUGAUUUCCAUCUAAAUGUUGCUAAGAUAUAAGAGAAGUCUCAUUCGCCUUUGUCUUGUACUUCUGUGUUCAUGUUUUUUGUUUUUUUAAUUUUGGCUAGAGUGUCCACUAUCCCAAUCAGAGAAUUACAGUACACAUCAUCCCCAGAAUCCAUAAAUGUGUUCCUGGCCCACUCUGUAAUAGCUUAGUAGAAUUACCAUUACAAACACAUCUUACCCAUCCACAAUAUUCAAAAAAGAACUUGCGUUUCUAUACCUUACAGGAAAAAAAUUCUGUUUAUGUUCCAUUGUAUGCAGGAGCAUAUUUUGCUGGUUUGAAAGAGUAUGAAGCAUACAGUUUUCUAGCAAUUUUCUUUCUUUCCUUUUACAGCAUUGUCUUUGCUGUACUCUUGCUGAUGGCUGCUAGAUUUUAAUUUAUUUGUUUCCCUACUUGAUAACAUUAGUGAUUCUGAUUUCAGUUUUUCAUUU